UAUUUCCGGGUUGUAUUGUUUACAGUGGGAGCAACUUCCCAGCCGCGAAGUUAGUUUUUAUGUUUGAGCGGCUCAAAAAGUAAAACGUGUUCUCCAGGCGCUAGACUUUACGCCUGCCAAAGGUGGGCUUUAUUUUCUAGCCUCAUACGGCGCAGACUCACUAAAGCUAACCGGGCUAAGCGGCUAACGUCAGCGUCUAGGUUUUCUGACAGUCAGCAUGAAGCAGAUAUCUAAAGUGAUGAUAAAACAUUAAAGCUGCUUCAUAAUCCUUGCUAAGGAAAACCUACAGAAGCUGGAUCAUAUUAAUGGUUAUUGUCAGUCACGUCAAUGAAUUGAUCUCCAGAAUUACUUUACUGUAAUACAUCCUCUGAAUUAUUUUUUUUAGUAUUUUUGAAGUAUUUGUUUUAAGGAAACCGAGUUCCUUCGAGAUCACAUUAAUGAACGAGCAUACUUUCUUUUUCUCUUGUUGAGCCCAGUAGAACAAUUAAAAGCAAGUUUUAUCUCAGUGGCUCAUGGGGGUGUUUCUUCCCACAGUGGAAGGGCAGCAGGACAUUAUUCAGAAAAUCAGGCCCUGAAGGCCCAAUUACAUAAACCAUGAAGAAGAAAGUCCGGCAUCUAAAGACCUCAUCCCAACAAGCUGGCAGAGUGCAGACAGCAGCAGAUGGAUGUGAGGAGAAAAAGGCGCCUGGAAGCAGAGAGAAACUCCACAAGACUGCCCCCCCAACCACAGACUGCUUGUGUCCUGAAAAUACUGGGAUGGACACACACUCAGACCUAAGCAUGAAAAAAGAUGAUGUUGGAAGGAAACAUCCAGAGAGCAAGUCCAGAUCUUCAGCAGGCAGACUCUCCACUGCUGUCUGUCGUCUCUGCCAUGGAAAGUUCUCCGCACGCAGCCUGAGGCAUGCCUUUCACAGAUGGCCUCAGGAUUCCCUGGAAAUCUUGGACUCCACCCCCCAGUCGUCCCUCCUGUUCCAUACAGACUUCCAAAGCUUGGUUGGUGUCCAGUUGGACCGUGAUCCCCAACUUUCAGAGUUUAUCUGCAAAAAGUGCCACACCAAGUUCUACAAGUGCUACAACAUCUUGAUCAGGUUUCUGCAGAGAGUCAACCUACCGCCUGUUGGAAAGGGGAACCGGAAGAACAUAAAGUGUCCAAACUCCUCAGCAAACACUGUAGAAACACCACUGUCCUUCACAUCUGACCCAAAGUGCCUCCACAGUCUGGUUACCUGGGCUCACCUUCAUGGUGAGGCCUGCCGGUCCUGCCCUGACCUCAAGGAGGUGCUGGAGGGCCAAUGUUGGGGUUCAGUGAAGGCUGUGUGGGGCUGUGUUGAUGGUCACAGGUACAUCAUGGACACUCAGAGCACCACUGCUUCUUACCUGGGACACAAAGUGAACUCUAGCAGACGAUCUUUAAGGAUGGGGAAUAAUGAGGAAUUAAUGUCAGAGAAGGAACAGGAACGGUUGGAUGAGGAAGAAAACUCUGCUGGAAAUAAAAGGUUAUUGGAUGGAAGUAUGAACUCUCUGGUUCAGCGAAGUCUCCCCUCAAGAACGGAACAGAACUUGGUGCCGGAUGACUGGACCGGAAGGGAAGAUUUUCUUGAGGAGGCACUGUCUCCAGCUGCAGCCCCGCUACAGGACCGGACUGCUGACAGCGAUCUGUCUGACAGGGGGAUCUCAGAGAACGAACUGGAGGAGAAGAAAAGAGGAGACCCAUCAGAUGAUGAGCUGUUUGAGUCAUUUCUGAACAAGAAAGCCUCCAGGCUUAACAUCACCAACAAGAGGAGGCAGAGUUCAAAGUCCUCGGAAGAACCCAGAGUCCGAAAAAAACCUGGACCCAAACCAGGCUGGAAGAACAAGUUCAAGCCUAAAGGAGAGGAGCUUCCAAACAUCUACAAGUGUCCAUAUCAAGGCUGCACUGCUGUCUACAGAGCUCCUGAUGGUUUAAAGAAACACAUUAAGGAGCAUCAUGAGGAAAUGAGAGAGCGACCCUGCCCUCAUCCCGGCUGUAACAAGGUUUUCAUGAUUGACCGCUACCUGCAGCGACACGUCAAGCUCAUCCACACAGAGGAGAGGAACUAUAUUUGUGACCAGUGUGGUCAGACCUUCAAACAGAGGAAACAUCUGUCAGUUCAUCAGAUGAGACAUUCAGGAGCCAAACCGCUGCAAUGUGAGGUGUGUGGAUUCCAGUGUCGCCAGAGAGCGUCACUGAAGUACCACAUGACCAAGCACAAGGCUGAAGCGGACCUGGAGUUUGAGUGCCUGAGGUGCAGCAAGCGCUUCGAGAAAGCCCACAACCUGAACGUCCACAUGUCCAUGGUCCACCCGCUGAUUCAGGCCGAGGUUCUGAGAAGUGGCAACAAGGAGCAACAUACAGAUCUGCAGACAAUCAGUCUGACUGGGGAGGUGGUCCAGCAGGACCAGGACAGAUGACAGCAAGGAGUUCUGGUUUGCCUCAGAGGUACAAAGACCCACUCCAGAUCUUCAGUUUGGCUUCGUUCUCUCAAACACCAACAUGAUGUUGCUACAAAGUGAGCUGCUUUAUUACAAAGUUUCGGUUCAGCAGAGGUCCCCUGAUAGGUAGGGUUAAAAUGCCGUUGCUAGACCCGUCCAGUGCAACCAGCUGCAUACCGAAGUCAUCUGUUCAGUCAGUAGAGACCAGCUGGAUGCAUCUUACAUUAUGCAUGAACCGUAGCAGAAAUUAUUUAAGAAUAAUCAUAUUGAUUAUGAGAAACCUUCAUUUUCCUGACACGUUUCUUUUGUUAACAAUGGUAACCGUACUCUGAGUUAGAGGUCGACCGAUGGAGCUUCUUAUUACCGAUAUUUAAAGCUCAGGGUGGCCGAUAUUUCAGGCUGAUUCGGUUUCUUUUAUUUGGUUGUAUGAAUUUGUUUUAUCUCUCGUUGUUUGCUAGCUUUUUCUUUCCCAUGAAACCAGUGCAGUAGUUGGUUGAAGUAUUCUUGAUCCUUUUCUAAUUCUAUGAAUCUUUUCAGCUCCCAUCCUUACAACAUACCCUGUAUGAGGAGAACAUCACACUGAUUAGGACUCACUGAUUACUGUGAAGCUCAGAGCUCAGCUCCCUUAUAAAAACAGGUCAGUACCUGAAACUAAUUGCCCUUAUGAGGCCCACUGUGAUCUCCAGCGCCAGUCCAGAAUAAUCAGCAGCAGUUUCUCCACCAUUGUUAAAGGGGACUUAUGAUACAAAAUCCAAUUUUUUAGCCUUUAAAUACAUUUUGUUGCGUACUAGAAGUGCAGAAAAGUUUAAUUUAGUCUCUCCAUGUGCUACAGAUAUCUUUGCAUUCUGUUUGGGUCAUAUUUUUCAGGCCAUUCAGUUUUCUCUCUCAUCCAUUACAUUUUUACAACUGUUACAUCACAAUAUUUGCUGCUGAACAGCUAAAUAAGGUCAUGGACUUCUAGCUGAUCAAUGUUGCUUAUCUGCCAGAUUUAUUUUUCGCUUUGAUUUUGUAGUCCAAGCUCAAGUAUGCUUAAGCUGAAGGAGGAAAAGUUCGGUUCGGUUGUUAGGUGUAUUAACCCACACAAUUCAUUGCACCGUCCUCCAGCAUCAGAACCUGUUCAGAGUUCCCUGUUAAAUUUUGUUUUUCAUGGAAAUGUUCCCACAUUAGUCGGGAAAUUCCUCUUCGUCUGCGUGAAGCUCUUCAAGGACAAGUUCUUCAUCAACCUCCUCCAGUAUCAAGAAGGAUUUGCUGAAAGACUUCAUCUGAUUAAGGGGUCGGUUCCUUCUGUCUAUGGAAACGAUGAACACAACAAAGCAGGAAGCUGCAAAUAACACUUAAAUGACAACAAACUUUAUUUUAGACAUGAAUUUAUUGUGUUGAUGUGACGUCCUGGCCGUGGUUCUGAUAGCAGCAGCAUCGGGUCUUCUGCUGAUGUUAGUGCUGCUUUUAGCUCCUGGAGGACAGAAAUGUACUACGUAAUUUAAUAAUAUUAUUAUUACAUAAACAAGUUUCAUUGUUUUUGAUAUUUUUCUCUUGUUUCUGCACUGCUAGAUAAUCAUGUCUGUUAUCAAACUACAAAAAUGUCCAAACAGGUUAAAGUGCAGCACUCUUUGACCUGUAGGGGGGCGGGGUGUAAAGGGCCUCAGGAGCAUUUAAAGAGACGGCACCAAAACGAGUUGCUCUCAGACGUUCCUCAGAACAGGUAAAAGAGGAGCCUGAGGAGCUACAAGAACAAGGAGUUCAGACCAAAGCUUUGAGGUUCCACUUUAUAUAGACCACAGCUGGAUGAUUUAAGGUGAAAAGAAGGAUUUAAAAGCAUCAUUUCUCCCCUUUAAGGACAGCGGUUCUGUGGAUGUGCAGCAGAUGGGCUGCAUGGCAGUGUGUGUGGGGGAGUCGGCCAAUAGCGGCACCACAUAGCAGAGCACACCUUGUACUUUAUCAAAUAACUAUAAAUGGCAUUCAUUAAAAGAAAGUCUGUUUUCACUGGUAGUUCUGAUGUUUUUAAAAGGUCAGCUCAUAGAUCAGUUACGGCUGUCCUCUGUAGCUCUGACAGAUAGGAAGGCACCCUGAAGGUCACCAUGUCAACACAGCAGUACCACUGUGCUGCACAGAGAUACACACAAAAAGUUUUUGGAUAUUUGGCUUCCAGGUGAAAUUUCAGGGGGAACCUAAAAUGCACUAUAACCUUUGCAGGUGAACUUAAUGUGACCUUAUCUAAACUUUUAAGGCACAUCCAGUUUGGCAGCAAAAUUCACAACAGGUGUUUGAUCCAUUAAUUGAUCGAUACAUUUUCUGGCUCAGUCAGAGUUGGUAUCUAAACGAUCUUCUUCGUCAUGCUGUUCAAAUUCUAACACCAUGAGACAAGCAAGACACCUAACAGCUGAUCAACAGAACCUCACCAUAAACAGGAUGUUCUCAGUGGACAUCGUUUGGCCACAUCCCACACUGAUGACCUCUUCAUUGUGAACAGGGUCCCGUGGAACCGGAUGAUGGCUGCCACUCAACUCCAAGCAGAUUGAGUGAUCUGCACUUUCUCCAGACCUGAAUCGCAUAGAAAACCUAUGGGAUCAGCUGAAUCACCGUCAAGAGGCUUGUAACUCUGUACCCCAGAACGAACGGCCGUCCUUCAAGAAGAGUGGGAUGCCAUGUGUCUGGGGAUGGGUACCAAAUUCGGUACUUUUGUAGGUACCGACCAAAAUCCGUCUGUGCUACAGCAUACCGAUUCAUGUAAAAUCAACUGGUCCCAUGUUUCGGUACCUAAACCCAAACAUUGUGACACUAAGGGAGUGGAAGAAUGGGCGAUCUUCCAUGCUGGACAUGAACGCAGCAUUGCACGCACAAGAACGUAAUCAAGUCAGCAGCCGCUGGUACCGUCGUCAAAGCAUGGCUCCACUUGUCAAAUGUGAUGCGGAUUACACUCGCUGCAAUAUUUGUGACGCGAAGUGCAAGGCCAGUGGUGGGAAUGCUUCUAAUCUGAGGAAACACCUGGUGAAGCACAAGAUUUUUCUCAAGGCCUGAGAUCUACGGCUACAACGCCUGCAUUUGGCACCAUCAGCAUGCCAGAGAUGUUUCAAUACAAGCUGCUGGACACUGCUUUGAUAUAUUCAUUCAAGUUUAUAAAUUGAAAUGUUUUGAGAUUUUAUUAUUAAACAAACAUUUAUUACCACAUAAACACACACAAAAGUACCAAAAACUGGUACCGAUUCCCACGUAUCGAUUCAAAUGAGGAAGGUACCCAUCCCUACAUGUGUCAGCAGUCAAUAAAUCUGCUAGUGAACAGCAAGAGACCUCAUCAAGCUGGAGUCUCUUGACACGUUAUUGAUACAUUGUUGGUUUCAAUACAGUUUGGUAUGAGGAAAUCAUCAGUGCAUGUUUCUACUUAAAUGCCCACCAUAUAAUAUCACUGUAGUGGGAACUUUUUACAUUUUCUAUAAAUUUACCCUAAAAGCCAAAUGUCCUCAACUUUUGUGAGUUGUGUAUGAGUGUUUAAGUACAGCUAAGUGUACACCGUCAGGACCGAUCGUGAUACUUAAAAAAAGAGACCAUUUAUUCGGCCCAUUUAUAAGCAGGUCAAUAAUACUGGUUGACCUUUAGAUGGAGUCAAUCCAGCUGGCCAAAUAUGUUAUCAACAAGCCAGCUUUACUUGAAAAUUAUUACCCCACCAUCCCGGUGAAGUUCAUUUUAGGUUGGACGUUGCAUAUUUGCGCUCUGCGGAUUCAGCGGCGUCUUUGGGCCGGGUUACUUUCUAAUAUUUUUUUAUAUUAAAAUUUGCCAUUUUUCUUCAAUAGCUUGAAGUCAUGUGACCAAUUGACACAAAAUCAGUCUUAAAUCAGCCUACUAUACUGGAAGGAGGAGGCACACUCAUUUUCUGAUUUAAAUGCAUUUUCUACUUUUUAUGAAUUUUUUAUAUUAAAAUGCACCAUUUUUCUUCAAAAAUGUCUCUGCAUGUUCUGACCAGCACCAGCUUUUCCAAAAUAAAUGAACUAUUGAGUAAA
Molecule: messenger RNA, 6446 nt
Organism: Girardinichthys multiradiatus
Lineage: Eukaryota; Metazoa; Chordata; Actinopteri; Cyprinodontiformes; Goodeidae
Gene: znf276
Product: zinc finger protein 276
Exons: 11
Coding region: 595-2430 (611 amino acids)
Biological process (GO): regulation of DNA-templated transcription
Cellular component (GO): nucleus
Molecular function (GO): zinc ion binding; RNA polymerase II cis-regulatory region sequence-specific DNA binding; DNA-binding transcription factor activity, RNA polymerase II-specific
Source: RefSeq, a predicted model, not a curated record